This is a messenger RNA of Bipolaris sorokiniana ND90Pr, 2952 nucleotides long. RefSeq lists its product as uncharacterized. NCBI's taxonomy places the organism in Eukaryota, Fungi, Ascomycota, Dothideomycetes, Pleosporales, Pleosporaceae. Bases 1 to 2952 code for a protein of 983 amino acids. The record is from RefSeq and is a predicted model, not a curated record. The transcript has 5 exons.
AUGACUGCUCAAUUCAGCAACCCUCCAAACCAAUACCGGCCGAAAUUCCGUUACUGGUUACCUGACGCAUCCGUCACACACGAUUCCGUUCAAAACGAUGUUCGUCAAAUCGCCGCUGUGGGAGGCGGUGGCCUUGAGUUCCUACCUUUCUACAACUAUGGGUUGGGGCCUGCGUUGACCGACUGGUCUAUAUAUGGAUUUGGCACCGACGCUUUUAACAAACUGUUCCAGGCAGCCCUGGAUACCGCUUCUACGCUUCGGCUAGCCUUCGAUUUUGCCUUAGGUCCUAACCAAGGCGCUGGAGUGCCGUCAGAGGUUGAGACUCCCGGCCUAGCCAAGACGCUUGUGUACGGGAGUACCAAGAUUGAAUCAGGGGCUAAUUUCUCCGGUGAGAUCCCCGAGCCUGUUGUCAACUACAACUUUCUUCCGGGGUUCAUGAACCCACCAGAGCCGUGGGGAUCAAACGAGCUGUUGGCCGUCGUUGCUGGAAGAAUCGCCUCAGAAGGUGGUUUCGCGGACGGUCCGUAUGGCUCUAAGAUUCCCUACACGUUUUUGGACCAUGACUCUUUAGUUGAGUUGACUAACAUCACGAACCACGGCACUUUGACAUGGACAGCUCCAGAUGGCAAUGGAACAUGGGUCCUAUUUGCCGUGUAUGAGCGUUAUACAAAUCAGCGAACCUGUGUAUCAAUUGCGAAUGCCACGACUGCACUAGGCAAUGGUUCCUGGGUGGUAGAUCAUUGGAGUGUAAGCGGCGCAAAGAAGACGACAGACUUUUGGGAUCAGCACAUUCUGUCUGUCCCUGAGAUAGCUAGGCUCGUGGGAGAAGUUAUGAGCUACGCCUGGGAGGAUAGUAUGGAGAUCCAAGCCGCUCUUCCAUGGACACCAAAUCUUUCCUCGCGUUUCGAACAGCUUCACGGAUAUAGUAUCAACAAGUACCUCCCAAUUCUAUUCCACGGGACGAACGCAUGGCAGGCAUUGUGGCCCGCUUACAAUAUGACCUACACGGUUGGAGAGUAUUUCACAGAUGGUGGCCCCUACGUUCAAGACUACAAGCUUGCUCUUAGUGAAGGCUAUGUAAAUUACAUUGACCACUACGCCAAAUGGGCAACAAGCAAGGGACUUCAGUUGUCCAAUCAACCUAGUUAUAACCAGCCUGUUGACAUGGCGGAAGCUAUACCACAUGUGCAAGUACCUGAGCUCGAGUCCCUUGGCUUGGAGGAAGACAUAGAUCUCUACCGGCAGUUCGCAGGCCCGGCUCAUCUAUCGGGUCGAAAUGUUAUCUCAACGGAAAUUGGCGCAAUCAACGGAGCAGCAUACAGUCUUCGAGUCCCAAAACUGAAAAACCUAUUUGACCAAUCCUACGCAGCGGGGGUUAACACGAUGGUUGUUCAUGGCUAUGCAUAUAGUGGUGAAUAUUUCAAGACCACAUGGCCUGGAUAUACACCUUUUCAAUAUUCGUACACUGAAAUGUGGAAUCAAAGACAGCCAGCGUGGCAGCAUCUUGAUGAUCUGUUUACGUAUUCAGCGAGGAACAGUUUGAUCAUGCAAUCCGGCACACCCAAGGUGGACCUCGCUCUGUACUACUAUCAGGCUCCCUACAAGUUUGCAGAUUUGUAUUCCACGUCCGACGCAAACGCAUAUGGAUACACAUACGAGUACUUAGGGCCAAAGAACUUGGUUUCUGAGCAUGCUGUGGUUGUUGAUGGGGUUCUUGCUCCCGAGGGACCAGCCUACAAGGCUCUACUCAUCUACAACCAGACAAAGAUUACGCUGGAUGCGUCUGCGGCGUUGUUAGAGUUUGCACAGAAUGGACUGCCCAUAUACAUCGUAGGUACAGUCCCAAAUACCACGAUUGGAUCUACCGGACAGGAACAGGUCUCAGCAAAUAUCAACGAGCUACUGCAGUAUAAGGAUGUGCGCGUUUUCGAUGCCAAGGACUUUUCCACAUCCAAGCUUGCUGCAGAUGGGGUACAUGCUCGCGCUCAGGUUGACGGUACUACCACUGCGUCGGACCUCUUCACGUUUUGGACGGCUGAUGUCGGGUCGCGCUCUGAGUACGUCUAUUUAUACAACCAAGGAGUAAUAGGAGUAUUUAACAUCACCUUCAAUGUCGGAAAAGAUCUAGUGCCCUACAUCUUGGAUCCAUGGACUGGUUCCGAGAUCUCAUCGGCAGUUUUUGAAAGAAGUUCUUCUUCCGUCCGGAUGGCCAUCCAACUGCAAUCCCAUCAAACAACUAUAGUCGCGUUCAAAGCUGCUGCCUCUGCACGAAGAGAAAAAAACGUAGUUAAUCAUUCUUCAAAUGUGAAGAACGUCUAUUUCACAGAAGACAACCACCUGGAGGCAUUGAUUUCCGACAGCUUGCCAGCGUCGUUGUGCCUGAGUAACGGUAAAAACAUUAAUCUUCCCGAAGUCAACACGCAAACUCUAGUAGUCACCACCUUAGGUCCCUGGAAUCUUACAGUCCAAGCUUAUGGGCCUAUGCUCGACCAUACUACUGUUGAUUCCAACAUCACAACGAUCAACGUAGGCAUGCUUCCUCAACUAGCACCAUGGACGAAAAUUCCGGGAAUCGAACAUGUCAGUGGUAUCGGAACAUAUAGCACAAACUUCACUAUCUCAACAGACAACUCCACAUCUAUCAUGGUAGACUUCGGACCUGUUCUACACACUAUCAAGGCAUGGCUGAAUGGCAAACAAGUCCCCGCCAUCGAUCCUACGAAUUCCAUCGUUGAAAUUUCCAAGCUGGUCAAAAGUGGCAACAAUGUCAUGAAGGUGGAAGUAACAACAUCCCUAUUCAAUGCUGUCAAAGAAAACAUCGAUAAUGUAUUGAGCAUUGGAGUUGGUCCGACGAACAAAACUGUCUAUACUAGCCAGGAUUGGCAUGAAUUCGGACUUGUGGGACCUGUGCAGCUGAGACCUUACUGGAAGGUUAGAGUCGAGCUAUCGUAG